AUGUUCUCUCGAUCCAUCUUACGCUCUGUCACCUCAGCUCGUCUCUCACCAUCCACUCCAUUCGUCAAAUCGUUCUCUUCAACAGCUGCAAUCAUGGUCAAACAAGGCGAUUCCAUCCCUAACAUCGACCUCUUUGAGGAUUCACCAGGCAACAAGGUCAACCUUUCCAAAGAGCUUAGCUCCGGCAAAGGUCUCGUCAUUGGUGUCCCGGCCGCAUUCUCUCCCGCCUGUUCCGAUACCCACGUCCCAGGCUACAUUGCCAGUGACAAGCUCAAGAGUGCUGGAAAGGUCUUUGUCGUCUCUGUCAACGAUGCAUUCGUCAUGAAGGCCUGGGGAAAGAACUUGGACGAGUCCAAGAGCAGUGGCAUCCGAUUCCUCGCUGACCCUGCCGGCGACUUCACUCGAGCUUGGGAUGUUGAGUUCGAUGCUGCAAAGAUCUUGGGCAACAACCGGAGCAAGCGUUACGCUGUCGCGACCGAGGACGGAAAGGUUGUCAAGGUUGCUGUCGAGCCUGACAACACUGGUGUCACCAUCUCUGCGGCCGAGGCCAUGUUGUAA
Molecule: messenger RNA, 558 nt
Organism: Rhinocladiella mackenziei CBS 650.93
Lineage: Eukaryota; Fungi; Ascomycota; Eurotiomycetes; Chaetothyriales; Herpotrichiellaceae
Exons: 4
Coding region: 1-558 (185 amino acids)
Biological process (GO): cellular response to oxidative stress; hydrogen peroxide catabolic process; cell redox homeostasis
Cellular component (GO): mitochondrion; cytosol; cytoplasm
Molecular function (GO): thioredoxin peroxidase activity
Source: RefSeq, a predicted model, not a curated record